This is a messenger RNA of Triticum dicoccoides, 2000 nucleotides long. RefSeq names its product plant intracellular Ras-group-related LRR protein 2-like. Gene Ontology annotation, cellular component: cytoplasm. Lineage: Eukaryota; Viridiplantae; Streptophyta; Magnoliopsida; Poales; Poaceae. The coding region runs from base 48 to 1535 and encodes 495 amino acids. The record is from RefSeq and is a predicted model, not a curated record. Gene Ontology annotation, molecular function: protein binding. The transcript has 3 exons.
CCGCGAUCCCCUCAGCUUGAAGCCGGAACAGUCAUUCCGCCGUCGCCAUGGAUCCGUCGCCGAACUCGCACCCGAUCCUCUCCUAUGUGCUCUCCCGCCUCCCGUCGAUCAUGACGGGUUCCCCGAGGCUCUCAUCCCCGCACGACCUCGAGCAGCCGCCGCCGCCGCCGUCCCCGUCCCCGCGCGCCCCGUCGGGCCCGGCGGAGUUUGAGCUCGUCGAGCGCAUGCCUGGCCUCCGCCACCCGUCCGUCCUCCGCUCCUUGACGCGCGCAGUCGCCGACAUCACCUGCGCACGCGACGCGCUCCGCCACCUCGGCCCCCGCCGCGAUCACGAGCUGGUCGACUCCGCCCGCGCCUUCCUCCUCUCGCACUCCCACGGAAACCUCGUCGGAUUGGAUAUCGAAGAGAAGGUGGUGGAGAGCCAGGAGGUGGUCCGGUUAGAUGAGGAGCACGAGGCUUACGGUGUCCUGCUGCGGGAGGCGGAGGAGAAGCUGGAGCGGGUGUACCGGAUGGCGAUGCACGGGAGGGACGUGGCGGAAGGGGGCGGCAAGAGAAGGGAGGACGAGGGAUCCGGCGGUGUGGACGAGGAGGUGGUGAGGCUGCUCAAGCAGGCGGAGGAAGGGAGAGUGGUGGAGCAGGUGCGCCUCGCCGACCGCCAGCUGCUCCACCUGCCUGAGCCCUUGGGCCGGAUCCGCGGCCUGCUCGUGCUCGACGUCUCGCGCAACCAGCUCCAGGCUGUCCCCGAUGCCAUAGGCGGGCUUCAACAUCUGGAACAACUCCGGCUCGCUUCCAACGUCUUGGUCUCCCUCCCGGAUUCCAUCGGGCUUCUCUCCAACCUGAAGGUGCUCGACGUCUCCGGCAACAAGCUCAGAUCUCUGCCCGACAGCAUCUCAAGAUGCAGGUCACUGGUCGAGCUGGACGCCAGCUGCAACGUUCUGGCGUACCUCCCGACGGGCAUCGGCUACGAGCUGGUGAACCUGCAGAAGCUCUGGGUGCACCUCAACAAGCUGCGCUCGCUACCGUCCUCCAUCUGCGAGAUGCGGUCCCUGCGAAUCCUGGAUGUGCACUUCAACGAGCUCCGCGGCCUGCCCUCCUCCUUCGGCAAACUGGUGGCGCUUGAGUCGCUCAACCUGAGCAGCAACUUCAGCGACAUGCGGGACCUGCCGGCGUCGUUCGGCGACCUGGUCGGCCUUCGCGAGCUCGACCUCAGCAACAACCAGAUACACGCGCUGCCGGACUGCUUCGGAAGACUGGAGCGGCUGGAGCGGCUCUGCCUGGACCAGAACCCGCUAGUGGUGCCGCCCAUGGAGGUGGUGGCCAAGGGCGUCGGAGCGGUGAGGGAGUACAUGGACAAGAGGCUGCAGGCCGAGGAGGAGCGGCGGAAGAGCGCAGCCGUGGCCGCUGAGAGCCCCAAGGCAUCGUCGCCAAUUGCGUGGCUGUCCCGGAGCGUGUCGUCUCUGAGCACAUGGGUUUCGGACGUCACCGGACCGGAGAAGGCGGCCGAGGACGACAAGUUCCUCGAGCAGGAGCUGUGACCUGUGAGCAAGGGCCAGCCAACACCUCCUCGUCUCGGUGCUCGAUCGAUCGAUCGAUGUAUAUACGCGUAUCGCUGCACGUAAUCAUUGCUGAAUACUCGCCUGCCUGGUAGGAGUAGAAUGGGACAACCGGCGAUAACCAUGCAUGCGAGCAUUUUUUUUUCUUCUUCUUCUUCCCUUUCCUAAUCUUCUUUUUAUGUUGUUUUUGCUUAGUGGACCAUCGUCCCUUUGCUAGUUUCAGUUGCCACGUUGCAUUGUUCAAUAAUGGAACUUUGCAGUAGCAUAGUUAGGUGUUGACAGAGAGGGCACGCUGUUGUAGAAAUAACAGGUUCGUUUGGUAUCGUAGCAACAGUGAUUACCUGUCUAAGCAGGGUGCCCUCGACUCAACACUGAUCGACUUUAGAUCUUUCUCUUGUUUGACGUUAUUGAUUCUCUGACACGGGAUUGUAACUUUUGCUUUGUCUC